This is a messenger RNA of Prosopis cineraria, 3262 nucleotides long. RefSeq lists its product as uncharacterized. NCBI's taxonomy places the organism in Eukaryota, Viridiplantae, Streptophyta, Magnoliopsida, Fabales, Fabaceae. The coding region runs from base 528 to 2834 and encodes 768 amino acids. The transcript has 4 exons. The record is from RefSeq and is a predicted model, not a curated record.
ACAAACCAGGAACAGCUCUUUCUGUCUCUCUCUCUCUCUCUCACUACUUCACUCACUUGGUGUCCGUACGCUCGGUGUGCCGCGGGUGAACCAGCCUUCCCCUGGUGGUAUCUCACUGGCAAGAGACCAACAAAGGAAGAUCAGGAAAUCGCACGAAACGGUCACGGUUUAUUCGGGAAAGAGGGGAAAAUAUAUUUAACACAGACUCAGAAAAAAUGCAAAAGAUCCAUCCUUUCGGCGGCGAUUGAUUUUCCAUUUGCCUCUUCUCAUGCCAUUUCUCUUAUAGAUCUCCUCCCGUUUUAAACCCUCCGCCUUAGUUGUCUCUCUUUUCUUCCCACACUGCAACACAGCUCCAUCUUGGUGCGUCUGCCAUGUUCUUCUGACCAAGUAUCUGAUUGGAGGUAUGAGCUCUCUCAAACAAAAGGGAAGCUUCGGGCCUUCUUCUGGACUGCGGUAGUUUGGCAAUGGCGGGUCGAGAUUGAUUUCUGGGGAUUGCAAUUUUUCUGUUUGUUUUUGCACCUUGUGAAAUGGGUAGUUCGGGAGAAUCCAACACUAACGGAAUCGAUGCGUCGGUGGGUGGAUUGGUUUGGGUCCGACGCCGAAAUGGGUCUUGGUGGCCUGGCAGGAUAAUGGGUCUCGAUGAAUUGUCUGAGGGUUGCUUGGUUUCGCCGAGAUCGGGUACUCCAGUUAAGCUGUUGGGUCGCGACGACGCAAGUGUGGAUUGGUAUAAUCUUGAAAAAUCAAAGCGUGUUAAAGCUUUCCGUUGUGGAGAGUACAAUGAAUGCAUUGAGAAGGCAAAGGCUGCUGCUGCUAAUUCAAAUAAGAAAACUGUGAAGUAUGCUCGCAGGGAAGAUGCUAUUCUCCAUGCUCUUGAGAUAGAGAGCUCUCGCCUGGGUAAAGAACCAUUAAAAUUUUACUCAAGAGCAGACAAAUCAACUAGUGAACAUGGUGAUUCAGCUGGAGCCUCACCAGACUCAUCUAAUUCUGGGGAUGACAAUGAGGAUGUGGCUGAUGGUCUGAGUGAUUCCGAAAACAAUUCUAAUUCAGUUCCAGAGUUAUCUCAAUCUGGUAUAUCUUUUGAAGAGCCAAAUCACAACAGUUCCUCCAAGAUGCUGUCUGUUCAGGGAAGAAGAAAAACCCCUAAUGAUUCGGAAGAUGAUGGAACAGAAGGAGUAAAGCGAAUGAGGGGACUUGAAGACCUUGGUAUUGGUGUAGCCUCAAAGAGAAAGGUCCAGGGAGCAGGGACAACUGUUGUAUUUCAGCAACAUAGUUCUUCUCCCAGCAACUUAAACACAGGAAACUGCCUGGCAAAUGGAACUUCUGUAAAUGGGGUUAAGACUAGUUCUUCAAUGCUGAAAAGGAAGAGAACACAGGUCGCAACUGUUCAUGAAUUCUUGAAAAGAAAAAAUCGACGCCGGCCUUUGACAAAGGUUUUGGAGAGCACAGCCAUGGUAUCAGUUCCUGUUGUCUGCAAUCAGCUUCCUACUUCAAGCAGUUCUCCGCUUUGUGGUAUACCCGAUAGCAGAAUUUCAGCAUUAGAUUUCAAUGAGUCAAAGAAAAGCUCUCCGCUGGUUACACAUAAUAUGGAUGGUACCAAAGUUGAAUGUGAGAAGGGGACUUCUUUAAAUGCUCUUGAGCAUGGCAAUGAUGCAUCCCAAAUGAGUCACAAUGUCAAGGAGAAUGAUGCUUCUGGCAUUGCAGGGCUGGUUGGGACUGAUUCUUCUGAUAAAUUAUUUGAUGUGCCAUUUGUUGGAGUUUUGGGAGAGGAGAGACAUACUCCAGGAAAGCCUCAAGUUGCUAGGUUUGGACAACAAUCUUGUCCUGUUGGUCAAUCAGAAGCCCUGCUAAAGGAGGGACAGAAUGAAUCUGGUCCUACCAGCUCAGCUGCUGGUCAUAAUACUAUUGGCAAUAGAGUAGAGAAAAGUAGUUCAAAGUGGCAGUCAAAAAGAAAAAGAAAUUCUAGACGUAGAAGUAAAAAUAGAAAACAAGGCUCAAGAAAAUUUGUGGACAUGGAUAAUGAACCCACUGCUUAUUUGGCUGGUCUUGAGAAGCCAGAUGGGUUCUCUCGGGUUACUGGUCCUAAAGCUGAAUUAAAUGUCUUAAGUGUACCGGCUGCUUCGUAUAAUUGUCUCUCUCAGGCUAAGUGCAAACCAGCUGCUGAAAGUCAUCUUGAUUCAUUUCAUGAUGUGAGCAAGCACAUGUGGGGGAUAACAACUGGGACGAAGUUAGUUCCUGAUGGAUCAGUCGUGACUCAAAGAUUGCUUCCUUAUCGCCAAUCCCGAUUUACUGUCAAUUCCAGAUAUCAAACGGUGGAUUUCCCUGGCAGAAAUUACUUUUCUGAUGCCUCAUUAUAUGAAGUCAAACUUGAAGUUAAAGCCAGCUAUAGGCCUCAGCAUGUACCUUUGGUUUCUCUUAUGAGUAAACUGAAUGGUAAAGCAAUUGUUGGGCACCCUCUUACAGUCGAGACUUUGGCGGAUGGUCAUUGUGAUGAAUUGCUGAGUAGCAUCAGAUGUGACUCAGAAGCUGGCGACAUAUACUGUGCUGUUAAGCCAAACUCAGCAACAGGAACAAUACAUUCCAAGAAUUCUCCUCGUUUUUCACCUGGCAAAUCUUCCAGAUCGAAGAAAUCUGGGCUGUUGUCCAAAAAGAUCAGGAAAUUAUCAUCACUGACCGGUCACAAGCAAUUGGAUGAGGACAGAAAACCGGUGGUUGAUAAGCCAAAGGGUCCUGUUAUAGCAUGUAUACCCCUGAAGGUGGUUUUUAGCAGGAUAAAUGAGGCAGUGAAUGGUCAGGCCCGGCCGGCAUACCGCAUAUUACCAACAUCCAACCCUUGACUUGAGUAUCAGGGAAGAGAUUGCAGAAAGAGGAUUGCAUCGGGGAUUGGUUCCCUUAGUAAUUAGACAGAUUUUCUACUUAUUUUAACUAUGCACAGUUUGCUGCAGCACUUAACUCUUGCCAUGAAGGUGAAACUUUUGUACAAUUUGAGGAUAUUUCUGUGUAAACCUGAUAGGGGUUUAAAUCAUCUGAGGCUUCUCUUGGCAGGCUCUGUAAAUAAUGUAACAUUAGCUGAGGUGUAAAGAUGAUCAAAUAUUAGGUGUGCUGACCUGAUAUUAGGUUUUCUUAGUCAGGCUGUGUAGGAAGCUCAAAUAACUUUGACGAUUCAUAUUGUACUCGGAUCCUGAACUUUAUUAGUUAAAAGUCUACAACUGAAAUGAAAUUGUGGGAACAUUUGGAUCAGUCAUCAAACAACAGUCGUUUCAUA